AUGAACUUUUCUCUGAGAGGUAGUGGUUUUUUCUUUCGUAGAUCGAAGGAAUUAUUGAAUAUUGCUGGUAAUAAACGCUCAGUUACGACCGGUGUUUCUACGGUAAACUUAAGAAACGUGAUCAAGUUAAGUCUUUAUGGUGCAGGAAUCGGGACAAUAAUUGGUGGAAGCUACUCAAUUUACAAACUAAAUAAGCCUCGAGCACACAUCCUCAAUAGGGAGACUAACUUACCAUUACUAGAAGAGGCCCCGGACGUUACAGUAUCACGCAAGGUUCAAGUAGCCAACGAUCAAAGUGGGCUCAAACUUACAUUGUACCAGUACCAAACUUGUCCAUUUUGUUGUAAAGUACGGGCCUUUCUAGAUUACCAUGGAAUUUCUUACGAUGUCGUCGAAGUUGAUCCCGUACUCAGACAGUCAGUCAAAUGGUCGACUUAUAAGAAGGUUCCUAUUCUGCUAGCGCAAGUCGACAAUGGCUAUCAAAUAUUUCAAGACAGCUCUAUGAUUGUAUCUGCCCUCUCAUCGUAUAUUAGGGAACGUGGUCGAGAGCUGCAGGACAUUACAAAAUCUUACCCUCAAAUUUCAUUUAUUGACGAAAAUGGGACAACAAAAAACGAAAUCAUGAAUAGGUACUUUCUAAUGUACGACCAACCGGAGUUGAAGGGGUUAAAUACGAAAGAAGUUAAUGAGGAACGAAAGUGGAGGAAAUGGGCAGACGAUGUUCUUGUCCACACCCUUUCACCCAACGUUUAUCGCACCUUAGACGAAGCAGUUCAGUCGUUUACAUGGUUUUCCCACGUAGGCGAAUGGGACAAGCACUUUCCAGCGUGGGAGCGAUAUUUCAUAAUAUACGUUGGUGCAUUUGCAAUGUGGAUGAUUGGAAAACGUCUUAAAGCGAGACACAAUCUUAAGGACAACGUGCGGAUAUCGUUAUAUGAUGAGUGUAAUUACUUUGCCAGGGAAGUUAAAGUGAAAGGUACACCGUUUAUGGGCGGAGGAAACCCUAAUUUGGCCGAUUUGGCGGUUUAUGGUAUUUUGAGUAGUAUUGAAGGCUGUGCCGCAUUUCAAGAUGCUUUAAAUAAUUCUAAUAUAAAAAGUUGGUACUUCAGAAUGAAAACUGUUGUAAACGAACACCAAGGCAGUCAAUUUGUUUGA
Messenger RNA from Photinus pyralis (common eastern firefly), 1155 nucleotides. It is a transcript of the gene Su(P), whose product is annotated as prostaglandin E synthase 2. Gene Ontology annotation, cellular component: mitochondrion. Gene Ontology annotation, molecular function: prostaglandin-E synthase activity. Bases 1 to 1155 code for a protein of 384 amino acids. The record is from RefSeq and is a predicted model, not a curated record. The transcript has 4 exons. Lineage: Eukaryota; Metazoa; Arthropoda; Insecta; Coleoptera; Lampyridae.